Messenger RNA from Archocentrus centrarchus (flier cichlid), 6721 nucleotides. It is a transcript of the gene adamts6, whose product is annotated as ADAM metallopeptidase with thrombospondin type 1 motif, 6. The record is from RefSeq and is a predicted model, not a curated record. Gene Ontology annotation, cellular component: extracellular matrix. NCBI's taxonomy places the organism in Eukaryota, Metazoa, Chordata, Actinopteri, Cichliformes, Cichlidae. Bases 488 to 3865 code for a protein of 1125 amino acids. Gene Ontology annotation, molecular function: metalloendopeptidase activity. Gene Ontology annotation, biological process: extracellular matrix organization; proteolysis. The transcript is spliced from 27 exons.
AUACCCGGUUUCUCUGCAGUGUAGUAGUUAGUGAGGAGGAGCAGCUCCAGAACUAGUCUGGGGCUGAGAUACUGCUGCUCCUGCUGCUGCUGCUGCUGCUGUUCGGGUGUCUGGGCUGAAGGAGAGAAUCUCAGUGAGGCUUCACAGGAUGGCAGAGUUCAAAAGGAGAUGAAAAGAGGAGAGCAGAGGAGGUCUGUGUGCGGGACUUGUGAGCUGCUGAAGUGUUUUUGUCCUGAGCUCUCUCUGCACACUCGGACUGGAGCUGACAAUGAAGAUGAACAUGAAAUGCAGAUGGAUUGGUCAAGACAAAGAUAUAGAGCUUCCUGUUUGCAUCUGAUGGAUUACAGUGUUUUGUACGAGCUGCUGACAUGAAUUCAGAGGCUGGUGAGAUGUGGAAGUGCUCGUCUUCAGGAGAAAUCUGAGACCUGGAUGAGCCUUCAAGCACGCACCCUCUACCCCUACCCCAUGUCACAUCUUUCCCUGAAUUAUGGAAAUUUUGUGGAAGACGCUGACUUGGACACUGAGCCUGGUGGUGAUGACUGCUUCUGAAUUUCAUAAUAUCAACAAACUCUCACACAACUCCCAAGAGGAGUUCCUAUCCUACCUGCAGCACUACCAGUUGACUGUCCCAGUGCGGGUUGAUGAGAAUGGAGAGUUCCUGAGCUACACUGUGAAGCACCACCGGCCAGGCCGACGGAGACGGGGUGUGGCGGACCUCACGAUGAGACCCCAGCCUGCGUUAGACCCACUGGAGCCCCGGCUGUUCUACAGACUGUCAGCCUAUGGAAAGCACUUUCACUUAAACCUGACUCUCAACCCCCACCUGGUGUCGAAACAUUUUACAGUGGAGUACUGGGGUAAAGAAGGGCUGGAGUGGCGGCAUAAUAUGGUAGAUAACUGUCACUAUGUUGGAUUCUUGCAAAACCAGCACAGCACGACAAGAGUGGCGCUCAGCAACUGCAAAGGCCUGCACGGUGUUAUUACAACAGAGGAAGAACAGUAUUUAAUAGAGCCUUUAAAGAACAUAUCCUCAACCACCUCUGGUGAAUGGAACCUGGAAGAAGCACAGCAGCAUGUUAUUUAUAAAAUGUCUGCCAUUCCCUCACCACAAGAGCAUAGCCAGGAGUUCAGCUGUGGCAUUUCAGACCUCAUUAAAACCAGUGCACCUUGCCAGUUUAGCACACCUUCCCCUGCCCCGCAGAACAACAGCAAACUGUCAAACAGCACCCACAGACAGAGGCGAUCCGUCAGCACUGAGCGCUUCGUGGAGACGCUUGUGGUCGCUGAUAAAAUGAUGGUCGGUUACCACGGCCGCAAAGACAUCGAGCACUACAUCUUGUCUGUAAUGAAUAUUGUUGCCAAACUUUACCGUGAUGCCAGUCUAGGAAAUGUUGUGAACAUUAUCGUGACCCGCCUGAUUGUUCUGACCGAAGAUCAGCCAAAUCUGGAAAUUAAUCACCAUGCUGACAAGUCUCUGGACAGUUUCUGUAAGUGGCAGAAGUCCAUCCUGUCUCAUCACAGCGAUGGGAACAGUAUUCCAGAAAAUGGGAUGGCCCAUCACGACAAUGCUGUCCUAAUUACCCGGUAUGACAUCUGCACCUACAAGAACAAACCCUGUGGUACCUUAGGCCUGGCCUCAGUGGCUGGAAUGUGUGAGCCGGAGAGGAGCUGCAGCAUCAAUGAAGACAUCGGCCUCGGUUCUGCUUUCACCAUUGCGCACGAGAUUGGCCACAAUUUUGGGAUGAACCACGACGGGAUUGGGAAUUCCUGUGGUACCAAAGGUCACGAGACAGCCAAGCUGAUGGCUGCUCAUAUAACCGCCAACACCAACCCUUUCUCCUGGUCUGCCUGCAGCAAAGACUACAUCACCAGCUUUCUCGACUCAGGUCGCGGGACGUGUCUGGACAAUGAACCUCUGAAACGAGACUUCCUGUACCCAACAGUGGCCCCGGGGCAGGUGUAUGAUGCAGAUGAGCAGUGUCGCUUCCAGUAUGGAACCUCCUCACGCCAGUGCAAGUAUGGGGAAGUGUGUAGAGAGCUCUGGUGUCUUAGCAAAAGCAACCGUUGUGUAACUAACAGUAUCCCUGCUGCAGAGGGGACCCUGUGCCAGACUGGCAGCAUUGAGAAAGGGUGGUGCUACCAGGGGGAGUGUGUUACGUUUGGUCACUGGGAUCAGAGUGUGGAUGGAGGCUGGGGGCCAUGGUCGAUGUGGGGGGAGUGCAGCAGGACCUGUGGGGGCGGUGUAUCCUCCUCCAUGAGGCACUGUGACAGCCCAGCCCCGUCUGGAGGAGGCAAGUACUGUCUCGGAGAGAGAAAACGAUACAGAUCCUGUAACACUAAUGCGUGUCCUGUAGGAUCUCGUGAUUUCCGAGAGAAGCAGUGCGCUGAUUUUGACAGCAUGCCUUUCCGUGGGAAGUACUACAACUGGAAGCCUUACACUGGUGGUGGUGUGAAGCCCUGUGCGCUGAACUGCUUGGCAGAGGGCUAUAACUUCUACACAGAGCGGUCUCCUGCAGUCAUAGAUGGCACCCGAUGUCAGGCUGACUCGCUGGACAUUUGCAUCAAUGGAGAGUGUAAGCAUGUGGGCUGCGACAACAUCCUGGGUUCUGAUGCUAAAGAAGACAGAUGCCGGGUGUGUGGAGGGGAUGGCAGCACGUGCGAGGCCACGGAGGGACUCUUCAACAAGUCUCUCCCCAGAGGAGGCUACAUGGAGGUGGUUCAGAUCCCGAAAGGUUCUGUUCACAUUGAGAUCAAAGAAGUGACCGUGUCAAAGAAUUAUAUUGCUUUGAAAUCUGAAGGGGAUGAUUAUUACAUCAACGGAGCGUGGACCAUCGACUGGCCGAGGAAGUUUGACAUCGCAGGGACGGCCUUCCACUACAAGAGACCCUCCGAUGAACCAGAGUGUUUAGAGGCAUUGGGUGCUACCACUGAAAAUCUAGUUGUCAUGGUCCUCCUUCAAGAGCAGAACCUUGGAAUACACUACAAGUUCAAUGUCCCCAUCCUGCGUACAGGGAGUGGUGACAAUGAGGUGGGCUUCUCCUGGCAUCACCUGCCCUGGUCUGAAUGCUCAGCUACCUGUGCUGGAGGUUCACAGAAGCAGGAGGUGGUCUGCAAAAGGCUGGAUGACAACUCGGUGGUACAGAACAACUACUGCGACCCAGACAGCAAACCCCCAGAGAACCAGAGAGACUGCAAUACUGAGCCGUGUCCUCCAGAAUGGUUCAUUGGCGACUGGUCAGAGUGUGCGAAGACGUGCGAUGGUGGGAUGAGGACGAGGACAGUCCUGUGCAUCAGGAAGAUUGGUCCUGCCGAGGAGGAGACCCUGGAGGACACUCACUGUCUGACUCAUCGGCCUAUCGAAAGAGAGUCCUGCAACAACCAGUCCUGCCCUCCAAAGUGGGUCACUCUGGAUUGGUCUGAGUGCACACCUAAAUGUGGUCCUGGCUUUAAGCACCGCAUUGCAUUGUGUAAAAGUAGCGACCUGACCAAGACCUUCCCGCCUGCCCAUUGCCCGAGCCAUAACAAACCUCCAGUCCGAAUCCGUUGCAGUUUAGGGCGCUGUCCUCCUCCCCGCUGGAUCCCUGGUGAAUGGGGACAGUGUUCAGCACAGUGUGGCCUGGGCCAGCAGAUGAGGACGGUACAGUGUCUGUCCUACACAGGACAGCCAUCAAAUGACUGUGCAGAGUCCCUCCGACCAGCAACCAUGCAGCAGUGCGAGAGCAAGUGCGACGCCACCCCGAUCUCCAGUGGUGAUGAAUGCAAAGAUGUAAACAAAGUGGCUUACUGCCCGCUGGUACUAAAGUUCAAGUUCUGCAGCCGGGCGUAUUUCAGACAGAUGUGCUGCAAGACUUGCCAGGGACACUGACCCCUGGAACACAAGACCAAGACUUAGCGAGAAAAGAAGAUAGUCACAAAGGCAAGGACGAUGGAGGGAUACAGUGCUUAGAGGGUGAGAAGAAAACAGGAGACUGGAAAAUGCACCCCAACUCUGGACCGGUGGAAGAAAGAAAAAGAGAUCAGCGUUGUUGAAGGAAGGGAGAGAAGAGAGGACUUCCCUGUUCAUCACAUCUGAUACUCCUGCCCUCUGUCGUGGUGGAAUGUAAACCACUGCUCAGCCCAUAAUGCUGACACAAACAUUUUUAUUAUUAUUAUUAUUUUUUUUUUACAAUUUCACUUCUGUGAAGUGAAACUUGGAAGAUUAACUCUUGGUGAUGUUAUUUUUUAUUAUAAUAAUAAUUAUUAAUAUCAUUGUUAGUCUUCCUCUGUGUUUGUUGUUUUUAAUGAAUCCAAAGUGCUGGACACAUCGCUCACAGAGGAUGUACCCCGGAGAUUUGAAGAGGGGGAUGGGAGUCAAACAUAUUCAGACUCCUGUCUUUGGGACGACUGUGAUGGUGCUAUUGGCAGGCAGACUUCUGGCUUCGGUGCACUUUUUCAUGUAAAUACCAAUUUACUGGUUAAAUACAACAGAGAAACCCUGUUGGUGUACUGUAUAUUUAUUGUACAAUCCCAAACAGAGCUGAUAUAUUGUCCUCGGAUCAUGUUUGUGCCAGAUAGUAGCCUACUGUCAUGGAAAGGAGUGUAAUGUGAUUGAAAUCUUAUUCAGUUUCUCUGUGCUUGAGUGAAAAUAUAACAUACUGUAACAUAUGUUAAACCCUUGUAUACUGUAAGGAUUUGUAUAUUAUAUAUAUGUUAAUCCAGGGCCAGAAAAUUCACCGUGGUUAUUGGAGAGUUUUAAAUCUUUAUUUUCUUCCCUAGCUGGGUGCCUUAGUUCCUAAUAGUCAAGUAAAAGUUCACCCAAAAUCAUAUUUUCAGACAGUGCCUACACCACAUGAAAACUUACUGAGCAGGCCUUUGCUAACGUCCCACUGAGGAGCUUUCAGGUCAGAAUUGAAGGAUUGAUAUUGAAGGAGGAUUUUUUUUUUUGUGAAGCAGCCUGUUGAUUUGAGUUAUACUGCAGUCACCAUUACACACUCGCUUCAAGGAGCUUUUUAAGUGUAAGUAAUAGUUCAACAGUUUGAGAACUUGCCUUCUUAUCAGUUAUUACAUAUUAGCUACGGUGGUAUGAAUCAGCCUACCAGCACUCCUAAAGCUCACUAAUUAACAAAUAAUAAUUCAUGUCUACAAAAACAUAGAGUAUUAAAAGUCACCAUUCAAAUAUAAUUUAGGACAUAAAUAAGUGUUUAUAAUAUUGCAUCACUUGUGCUGCUUCAGACAGUGAAGGUGAUGCUUCAAGGAGGACUAAUAAGAUGGUCAAAUGUAGCCCACCCAUUCGUUCGCAUGAAAAAGACGCUCGCUGGCACAUAGCUCCGAAAAGCCUGGUUGGGCUCACUGAGCAUGUGCACUGGUGUCCUUCUCUAGCUGAGUCAACUUAAAAAAAAAACACACUUUCUGCUAAUGAAAAAAAAUAAAAAUAUUUUGGUUGUGACAUGUGACACUUUUUCUUAUGUGGUUUAAAUGAACCCAAACUAGUUAAUUAAUGAGAUUCAGAGUGUUAAAGAAGGCGUUUCGCCUGCUUUCUAGCCUUCAGUUUAGACGAAGCUAACAUCUCUGUUAGAAGCAUGAGAAUGGGAUUACUCACAAGGUAGUGAGUAGGCCUCUUUCACGAAAUAAUGAGGUAUUCCUGUUAAAUAAACACACAAACACCACUUUUGUUGGCAGACUAUGGAACUGGGCUUCACUCUGCUGCUCACAGACCCCACAUCCAACCCCCUAUCCCCAUCCCCAUCCCCAUCCCCAUCACCUUCACCUUCACCAUCAUUAUCUUAGUCCCUUAAUGAAUAGAACAAAAACAGCAUACUCAUUGGUGCUUACCCUCCUCUUGUAUUGUAUUUUUAUUUUUAAUUUCCAUGAAAUACUAUGUUUACCUCUUCCUUUCCUCCUGCUAUGCUUCGAGGGUUACGGCCUUCCCGGGCUUCUGGUGCUAUCAAGCGGGUGCUUCCAUUCAAACCCUUUCCAGUGUGCUAAAAAGAAAAACGUGAGGCUGGAUCCAAACAAUAUGAUAAAAAUAUACUUGUCAAAAUCUCUGUUGGUCAAUGCUGGUCAUGUUAUUGUUAAGUUUGUAUCUGUUUAUACCUCACACUGGGAAUGUUCAUUUUUAACUGUGUAUUGUCGCUCGUACAGCCAACAAAACGGACACGCCCCGAGCAAAAGCGAUCACUUCACCCAGGUGAUGUUUGGCUUGUGAAAAGGGAACAGCAUUCAAAGUGAGUGUGUGAGGAUCUCAUCAAAGCUGUUAACACCAACAAUCUAAUUUUGCUGCUGCUACGUUUUUCGUAGCCACCUUCAGAAUGACAGUGCUGAGCAGAUUUUAUUGGGAAGGAGAGUGGAUGCUGCGUUCAGAAUCAGCUGAAUUCAAACUGCUUGGACUGACUCAUCCACUGGCUGUGGGAUUAAGAGGCUUCAGAGAAAAGAGAACUCAAACUGGUACUCGUUGCUGUGAACUUGGAUGUUUGAAUGUCACAUUGCUUCUAAACGUACCUAAAGUGCAAGCGAAAUGAAAAGCGUCAUGUGAUUAGCUGCAUAUAUUUUGUAUUCAGUAUUAUUGUUGGUACACUGUUACUAAUUUUUUUUUUCAAAUGUAAAUUAUAUGCUAAUUUAUUGCGUUGUCUCACUUGUACAUUUAUUUCACUGCAUGCAAACUGAAACUUAGCAUAGUGAAAAAAAAUGCAGUGAUACGGCCCUUCACCAACAUUUUUUUUUAAGUAGACAAAUGAAUAAAAAG